AUAUUAUCGGUAUCAAUACAAAUAAUCAAUUGGCCAUAUUAAAUCACAUAUCCACGCCUACUAUUAAGUAUUGAUAUUGUGUGAGCAGUGUUUUUAUUGAGAAAGCUCUUUGUUCCCCCACCUCCACCCAAUGGAUCGGAACCAGCCCAUCAAAUAAUCUCAACACUAUCAAUCCAUAAACUUUGUCUUCUUCCUCUCUCAAUCUCUGUUUCCCAUCCCAUUCUUUCUGCUUCUCUAGAAGGGAAGGCACUUCGACUAUGUUUAAAAUUGGAGAGAUAGUGAAUAUCGAAAGUAUGACGCUGCAUAUGUAUCAGAUGCUGAUAUUCAUUUCAUAAGUAAAUUGAGUAUGUUUGAUCACAGUAUUUAAGGUUUAUUGUAUAAGAGGCUCCAGGAAAGAAGGUAACCGAUAGACACCUCUAGAUAUAAUGUGUGGGAAAAAUUUAGCUUUCUUGAUUAGUAUCUUCACUCCGUUCUUUUUCUUGAGAGUCAGAAUAGUCUCUUCAAAUUGACUAGGAUAAAAAUGUGAUUGUGUUAAUGAAAUUUGAAGAAACGAGAAUCAAUGCGUGAGGCCACAAGUAGAACGAGAAGAGAUGCUUGUUCUAUAAAAGAAAGUGUGCACUCUCCUUGUUUCUAUGGCAUCUGCAUAAAGAACACGGAAUAGAGUCAAGAAUAAAGUGACAGAACAGAAUUAACUAGGCUACACCUCUUUGUAAUUUACGUGGAGAAUAUGAUUCUGUGAUUAGAGGGAGAAUCAAUUUCAAGUUAAGGCAACGCUAACCUUAUCAUCAUUCUGUAACACUAACUUGGGAUUUUGAUUUUGAAGCAUCUCUCUCAUUGAUUUCAUGACAGUGAAGUACUUGUGCAUGGUGAUGAGGAUCAAUGUAGAUUGCAAUGGUUGCUACGCAAAAGUGAAGAGAGCCCUUCUUGAAAUGCCAGAACUGGAAUCACAUCUGAUAGAGAAGAAGCAGAGAAGGGUAAUAGUGUCUGGGAGCUUCGUUCCUCAGGAUGUGGCAAUCAAGAUAAAGAAGAAGACAAAUCGCAGAGUUGAGAUAUUAGAAAUAGGAGAAGUGAGCGAAAACAAUGAUGUGAACGAGGAGGACAAGCUUGUCAUGAAUAAUUGGACUCUUCAGGCCACUCAAAAAUAAUUAAACUCGACCACAAGAGCCGUCUGAAAUGUUGUUGCACGUACGUAUUAUUUGAUGUGUUAAUGCAGAUUUUUGUUUUGUUU
This is a messenger RNA of Prosopis cineraria, 1228 nucleotides long. RefSeq names its product heavy metal-associated isoprenylated plant protein 28. NCBI's taxonomy places the organism in Eukaryota, Viridiplantae, Streptophyta, Magnoliopsida, Fabales, Fabaceae. The transcript has 3 exons. The coding region runs from base 843 to 1145 and encodes 100 amino acids. Gene Ontology annotation, molecular function: metal ion binding. The record is from RefSeq and is a predicted model, not a curated record.